Molecule: messenger RNA, 1517 nt
Organism: Daphnia pulicaria
Lineage: Eukaryota; Metazoa; Arthropoda; Branchiopoda; Diplostraca; Daphniidae
Gene: bora
Product: protein aurora borealis-like
Exons: 6
Coding region: 176-1360 (394 amino acids)
Biological process (GO): regulation of mitotic spindle organization; activation of protein kinase activity; regulation of mitotic nuclear division
Cellular component (GO): nucleus; cytoplasm
Molecular function (GO): protein kinase binding
Source: RefSeq, a predicted model, not a curated record
UCUGGUAUUAGCCGCAUUAGCGCUAGCGUUCUUUGUGCGCUUUAUGUCGAGUGCGCGAUCUCUACUACUAUGAACCAGACUGUGGGCGGAGCUAUAUUUUUAAACUCAGCUCUCAAUACUCAACAGCAACAGCGUUUACGUUAUUACUCAAUACUUCUGAUACCGUUGAAAGAAAAUGACUGAUAAUACUCGAAGAACUCUACACGACCAGUUUUCGAAAUCCGAUGCAUAUAGAAGUCCAAACCGCAUUCUUCAAACAAAAUAUGCUGAAUCUUUUAGUCAUUUUAUGGAACAAGUGCAAUAUCAUACUCCAUUGAAAUCAGAACCUAACAAAGAAAAUAUUGGUUCAAGUCCAAUGCAUUGGAAUUCACCUUCUAUGACUCCUCCACCUUCUUUUACAUCAAUAAAGACACCCAUUAAGAACAACCCAAAAAAUCCAUUUGAUGCAAAUCUGACUGAGCAUCUCCAUCUUGAAACAUUCUCUCCUUCUGUUUUUUCUCGAGUGCUGAGCCCAUCAGAAGAUCAAGAUUCCAAUUGGCAAAUUGAACAUGUAGCUCUUCUGAACCCAACUGAUUUUUCACCAAAUUUCAACACUCAUUUUACUGACCCCAAAACUGAAGCAGAAGCUCAGGAGAAAAUUUUACAGUUUUUUAGUCAGAGGCAAAUUGCACCUUCUCCAUGGAGUCAUCCUCGUUCUAGAGUACUUGGAAGGUCUAAAAACAAAGCAUCAGGAGAAAUUUCACCAGCACAAGCUAUAAGCAAAAGUGCAUGGACUCAGACCAGUUUAUCGUUUCCUCCUGUCUUACCACAAGAAGUUGAAGAAAUACUCAGCCAAUAUAUGAAUGAUCCACAUGACCAUACAGGCCAUUCACCAGCCUCAUCUAAUAGUGAGUGUGAUGAAUCUAGUCUCAACGCAUCAAGCCUUCGGCGCAAGCUAUUUACGCAAAUGAAUACUACACCACAAGCCGGAGAUGCUGACGCCUAUUUGACAAACCGCGAGCAAUCGUCCAGUCCAAUUUUAACAACUGGCCCUCAUAGUUCAAGAUUUUCAUUUAGUCCUUGCUCACGUCCAGUUUCGCCACCGAUUCUGUCGCCCAUAUGUUCGCAUUUAGAGGAAAGUGUUGCUAUGGACGAAGCAACAAGCCAGAGUUGGGUGGUUGCUGAUUCACAACCUUCCAGUUUUCCAGAUAGAACAGUUUUGAUGGAAACCUCUGAAGUUGGUUACUUCAGUUCUUCAAAUGUUAUCGGAUCCCAGGAUGCAAAUUUUGCUGGUGAAAUCAAAACAGAGACGGUGCAUUUCAGUGCUGAUAAGGUUGGCCAGCCAAAAGAAUGUUCAACCCCAACAAAAAAUCACUUUUAAUCUCAUUUUUCAUAGUAAGUAAUUGAUAAACAAAUUGUAUGUCCAAUUUUAGCCUUAUGUGAUUUCAUUUUAAUUAAUUUGAUUAUAAAUUCUGUGCCAAGUCAUAUGAUUUAGGUUUAAACAAUGAAAUUUAAUAAACUGCUCAGGAUUCACAAAA